Anthonomus grandis grandis is the source of this 7698-nucleotide messenger RNA. RefSeq names its product proto-oncogene tyrosine-protein kinase ROS (gene sev). The transcript has 28 exons. Lineage: Eukaryota; Metazoa; Arthropoda; Insecta; Coleoptera; Curculionidae. Gene Ontology annotation, biological process: protein phosphorylation; multicellular organism development; positive regulation of kinase activity. Gene Ontology annotation, molecular function: protein binding; transmembrane receptor protein tyrosine kinase activity; ATP binding. Bases 119 to 7399 code for a protein of 2426 amino acids. Gene Ontology annotation, cellular component: signaling receptor complex; membrane. The record is from RefSeq and is a predicted model, not a curated record.
CUAGGCGCGCGCUCGCACAUCUACUCCCAAUUUGAAUUUUACCGCGAAUUUUAAUAGAAACGCGCGUUUUUUGUUAAAUUUGUGAAAAAACGUGAACAUGCCUCUGAAAUAACAAUAUAUGGGGUAUAAAAUGAGUUUGGGUCAGUGGUUUUUGGUCAGUUGUUUAGUGUUUCAAACUGUUGCUAGUAUUGACUAUGACGGGAUAGAAAGAGAUGUGGAACGGCAGUGUAUCGAUCACUGUCCAAGUAGACAGAAUCGAACAGACCUGGGCCACUACGACUACACUUGCGACUACACGUGUAACCUGAACGAGUGUUCUAAAGGAUGCACCUUAUGGAAAACGGCCUUAUCCAACUCCUGUCAACAUGCAUGCAAAAAACUGGCGGGGAAUUCAAGUGCGGACCGACUCAGUCAUCGAGAAAUCCUUUGCAGUAUCGGAUGCAAUGACGCGAUCGGAAGAUACUUCAAUCAAAUACGUCACGUUAUCGGAAAACCGCCCGCUCCGGCCCUCUUAGACAAUUCCCUAGGACCUACCUCACUUAAACUCGAAUGGAGAUGUCCAGAAAUAUCCACAGCAAGACUAACCUUCCGUUGCCAGUGGCGGUACGAAGAAAUAGCAACUACCUGGCAGUACUGCAACGCCUCCUGGAAUCCCGAAUCCAGUUACUUUUUGGUCCAAGGGUUGCAGCCAUAUACAAAAUAUAAGUUCCGGGUAGCUCUAAAUUUAGGAAACGACCACGGCAACUCGAUCUACUCGGAAACGAGCGUGAUCAUAGCCACGUUCGCGUCGGGUGUUCCGGCCUCGCCCCCGGUACAGCUCAGGGCUUUUCCGGUAGAUGCACAUACGGUCAGCGUUAAUUGGGAACCGGGACCCUUCCCCCACGGACCUCUCCUUUCCUACGUUCUCCAGAUCACCGAUAGCUCCAAUAGCUCUUCGGGAGGGUUCGUUGCCCGAUCCGAAGUCAAGGACGUUCCACCCACAAAAACAUUCUAUGACUACCGUAACUUACAACCCAAUACGAACUACACCGUCUCAGUACAAAUGCGGAAUAGUUUUGGAUCCGGUCCAGCGAGUUCCGUGCAAGUUUCCACCCCAAAAGAGCAACAAAUUGCUCAGAACCAGAAACCGAUCCUGAUCCUCGGGACUCAGUACGGAAUAUUUCAGUUGGAAAACCUGCUUGGCGAUAGUUUGCAUUUAUUUCAUUCCGACGAGACACCUAUUGAAGGUGUAGGUAUCCACAUUAGCAAACAACUGUUAUUCGUCUCGGAUGCCAAUGGAUCAGUAUGGAGAAUCCCGAUCGAGCAAGAAACCAAAAACAAAACCAGAAUACUGGCUCCCGAGCAUCUGGACUUUUAUCCACUGGAUAUCUCGGUGGACUGGCUCAAUGAUCAGCUGUACAUCCUCGGUGAGGUGAAACCCAGAAUUUAUCCAGGAAAAUAUCUGAUUAAGAAGUGUAACUUAGAUGGCUCUGGAUUAACCGUGGCCAUAGCGGGACUAAUUAAAAAACCUACUGCCGUAGAAAUAGAUCCUUGCAAUGGUUAUUUGUUCUGGAACAUACGGGAUUGGACCAACGGAGGGAUAUUUAGUUUAGAUAUCUCGGAUAUCAGUAAUGGAGUCAAGCACGAUGUCAAAGCUAAGCACAUUUUAACGCAAUCCAACUUGGGAGCUUUUAUUGUGGAUUAUAUUAAUUUCAAGCUGUUUGUGUCAAAUCAGACCAAUAGUACCAUAUUGGAUGUAUCUUUGGAUGGUAAAGACAUCAAAGACAUCAGAAGGAACGUGGUCCAAUCGAAACUGCAAAGCGUCCUCUCUUUGGCGACGAUCAACAAGAUAUUCUACUGGACCGACGGCAGUAACGUGUACAACGAGGAGCAUUUCGCGCCGAGCAACUUGUACUACCACAAUAAAAUUUCCCUUUCCAGUUUGGGAAAGACGAGCUUCAAGAAGAUCCUGAUCAACUCGAACGGUACGCAGCCCUGGCCGAUCCCGUUGAAUCCGCCCACCAAUUUGCAGGCGAUUUUUGGGAAAACCGUUGCCAAGGCCAAAUGGUUACCGCCGCAUUUGCUUGGAUUACAAGGAAGAGGGGCGUGGCAAAACUGGUCCUACGAAAUCUCCGUGCAGGAUUUAUCGACGAACACCAUAAACACCUACACAACAUCCGCUCCAUCCCUCAGCAUAACCAACCUGACGGAAAACACGCGAUACCUGCUAAAAGUGCUCGCCUACACCAAAUCGGGUAAAGGCCCUUGGUCGACGGAAUUCAAGGGCAGCACCCUGGAUAAGACUCGAAAUCCGAUCAUAAUUUGGUCGGGAACCGAAGGGCUGUUCAAAACUGACGCGGCCAUCGAGAAUAUCCAGACUUUACUCCAUAAAACCCGGAUGAGAAACGUCGGAUUUAUCGGGAUGACUUGGUAUCAAGACCAAGUGUAUAUGGUAACUAAUAGCAGCAAUGUCUACUGGUACAAUUUAACCUCAAACAAACAUGGAAGACUCGUGGAUAUCGAUUCUGUGGGAAGCAUCGCGGUAGACUGGAUCGGAAAGAAGCUCUAUUGGUCCAAUUUGAAACAGCAACUGAUCAUCCGCAGUAAUUUGAAUGGCAGUCAGCAAGAACCCUUGCCGAUCCUGACUUUGGCAAAGGAAUUACGCAUUGAUUCGAUUAAAGGUUACUUGUAUUGGUCCAGGGAGUAUGACGUCGAAUGUGCACACCUCAACGGUGACGAUAAGAUGGACUAUGAUCGACUCGAACCGUUUUCUGGAAAGCAAGUAAUGGGUCUCACGUUAGACCUCGACGGUCACCACGUUUACUGGAUAGUUCGAGGUUCGGAUGGUUCUCAUCUAUUUCGUGCUCUCAUGAUGGGCUACGGAGACUCUCGCGGUAUUUUCAAGACCAGAGUGGCACUCCUGCAAAGACCGGACACCCAAGGUCCCUUGUCCUAUUUUAACAAUCGCCUUUUAUGGUUGCAAGAUGAGAGAAAUGCCGUCAUUAGUGACCUGGAUGGGAAGCAUAUGGCCACUGUCAGUGGGAAAUCUAUAUGGGGACUGAAUCUGGUUUAUGUGGUGGAUAAAACGUUACAUUCUUGGCCCGGCAAUAUGACAGAUAAGCAGGAAACGAUCAACAUCGUUCCGGAAAAAAUAAAUCGGGAAUCUGUAAAAGCUAUUGGGUCAUCGGAGUCCUUUAACAUCACCUGGGAUCCGGUCAAAAAUGUUAAUUAUGGAACGGUGUUCUAUGAAAUCCAGCUGGACGGUUUGCCCGCUAAUAACGCUUCUAUAAUCACCACCGAACCGACGAUCAAAUACUGGCGCGAAGUCACCCCUUUCACCCCCCUGAACGUGACUGUGAGGGCGUUCACUUAUUGGGCCUCCUCGCCGCAGAUCCGGACUGUGAUAUUUUCACCGCCGUCCACACCAUCCGCCCCAAGGAACCUUAGGACCUACGUGACCUACGAGCACAAUAAUUCCUUAAAAGGCGUCAAUAAUUUUUCUAUAACCUUUAGGUGGGAUCCACCGUUGUUUCCCAACGGGAUAUUGCACGGCUAUAAUGUCAGAUGCUGGAAUAUGGUAAAUCAGACCGAAAACGUGUUGUGUAAUGAUUUGAAGAGGACUGCCAAGCAAACCGAGUUUGUACUUAAGAACCUGAAUGAAAGUCAUGUAUAUUAUUUCCAGGUGCAAGCCUUCACAGAAAUAGGAACCGGAACAAUGUCUCCGCCCAUCCCGGUAGACUCCGAGAAAGAAUCUCCAAUACCAACUCUACUGAUCGCAUCUUCCGAUACUAUUUACGUGGACGACAUUGACGCGAAUCAGAAUCAUCCGCUUGUAAAUGGCAUAAACGCCCCCCUGGAAAUUGCUUAUCUUAUGCGAGAGAACAAACUGUUCUGGAUCAAUGAGCUUCAAGAGCUACUGAUGUACCAUCUGAAUUCCGCUAAUAAAACAAAAAUCGUUGACCUAAAGGGUAAACCUGGAGGACUCGCGCUAGAUUGGUUGGAGAGGAGCAUUUAUUACGUCGAGGAAAUCGUUAAUGAAACGCUGAUUUAUAAAAUUGAUAUUAAUCGUAUGGAUAAGGGUGAGGUGCGGAACGUGAUGGUGUAUGCAACGCCGAACAACAUUUCCAAGAUUGAAAUAUCACCGUUCACAAGAAAAAUGUAUUGGAUCGAAAGCGAUCGUGUUGGAAAUAAGGUUAUGUAUGCGAACCUGGAUGGUAGCGAUGUAGAGGAGUUUUUCGCCAGCGAGAGACGUAGAAGGCACAUAAAUCUGGAUACGGAUCGGGACACGAACGAUAUUGAGUGUAAUUGCCCUGAGGAUCUUCAAAUAGGUUCGACCUUCACCAUCGACCAUUCGACCAUCAAGAAACCUUCGUUGAUAUUCAUCGAUUCCGAUACCAAAGAGUUAUUUGCUACUGAUAAAACCGGUUGUCUAUGUACUGUUAUCGCUAACAACAGUUUUAUAAGCGAGUCGUUUCCGCUGCAAAAGAUCCGAUCGGACUUUGGCUCGAUUUAUUGGACGAACUUUGAAGGAGAACUGUACGCUUUCAAGAAAAGUGACUCGAAUUUACUGAGCAGACCUGUCAAGGCCACCGACGUGCAUAUUUAUGGAAAUCACAUGCAACCUUACCCACCUAAAGAUUGCCUCAGUCCCAAACAGUUUUCCAACUUUACCCCGACUAUAAAAAGGAAAUCUUAUGAGUCUCUCACCUUGAAAAUGCCAAAAAUUGAGUUCGAUUCUGGAUGUACGAAUACAUCAACUCCUACAGUCAUAUACACUAUUAAGUAUAAUGAACUGUUGCACCCGGAAGGUUCUUCCAGUUAUCUGAGCACUUUUAAUGAGACCGUGGAACUGCUGGAUCUGAAACCUUUUACUGAGUAUGCAGUGACUGCUGCAGCGAGCAAUCAUUUCACUAGGCCGGAGGAAGUGGUGUUCUGGAAACCGUUGAUUACCAGAACAUUACCCGGAGCCCCUUCAAAGCCCCGUAACGUUUCCGCAUCGGUUUUACACCCAACUCUGGCCCGCGUCAAUUGGAUACCCCCGGAACAACUAAACGGCGAAGUGAUCCAUUACGAGAUCCAUUGGCUCACGAAAGGUUCCUUAACCGGUGUGACCCAGCGGGGAGAACAGCCAGUAAACGAACUGAAAUAUCUGGAGAACAGCACCACGAUCUUAACCGCUCUACUUCAACUUAGUCCCAACGAGGUCUACGCGAUCUGGAUAAGGGCCUGCAGCGAAUCGAAGGAGGUGUGGUCGGACAGCGAUCGGGUCCAAAUCACCACUUAUCCCGAACCGGAGAGUUUUAAGCUGGUGAAUAGGACGUCGCAGAUUUUGAAUUUGACGUGGGAAACUGCUCCGCAUAUUAGGAAGUACUUGGUCGAGUACGCCCCCAUUACCUCGACCAACGGUUGGUUGUUGGCUACUAAUGGCACUUUGAUGAAAUACGACGAGGAACUGGUGAACAUCGUUGUGGCAAACUUGAGUCCGAAGACGCAGUACAAGUUUAAGUUGUCCUUGUUGUACGAGCAGUAUCCUGAGUGGUACGUGUGUCCGUCCGAUGCCAGGUUUACAUUUGAGACACUUGCCGAUCGUCCAAACCCCCCGGGCACCCCCGGCAUCCAGUUCUUCGGCUCUAACAUGUACAAAGUGGUGUGGGAGGCUCCAAGGGACAACGGGGCCCCCAUCACUCUAUACUCGCUGGAAAGUAUGGCAACGAAAACGUAUAGGGAUAAGAGGAGCACCGGUGAAACUCAUAAUAGUAACAAUCGGAGUGCGUGGUUCUACACUGCUCCUUCUGUUGAAAUAGAAACGUUUAAAUGGGACCAAGUGUAUAACGGGACCGAAAAUUCAUGGAUAAUAACAAACUUAAGUGACCAGUACAAAUACUCAUUUCGUGCAUUGGCUUUGAAUUCUUACGGAUGGAGCGAUCCCAGUGCGGAAAGUGCUCAAUUCGACUAUCUCGAGGCGGAGAGAAUGUCCCAGAAGAAUCCCAUGAAUCUCAUAUUUAUUGCCACCUUUUUGCCCAUAUCUAUUUGUAUCAUUAUCGUGAUAUGUUUCAGUUACGUUACUUACUCACGUCGUUGCAGCAAACAAAAGAAAAUCGAGCACGUGGUAGCGAUUCCAAGAGGUCCAGACGUAGAACUGGCCACGUUAAGAGAACUGCCACGUCGCGGUGUGCACAGCACCAACAUCCUCUACGUAUCAGCCGCACCGAACGGAGAAGACAUCACCAUGUUGCCCCACAUACGUCGAGACCAAAUCACCCUCACGAAAUUCUUGGGUAGCGGUGCCUUCGGCGAGGUGUUCGAGGGCAAAGCGAAGGGUUUGAAUAGUGGUGCAUUUGAAACUAAAGUGGCAGUAAAGACGUUAAAGAAGGGCGCGUCCGAUCAGGAAAAGUUGGAGUUUUUGCAAGAGGCUCAACUGAUGAGCCAUUUUAAGCACGAGCACAUCUUGCAACUGUUGGGCGUGUGCCUGGAUAACGAUCCACAUUUUAUUAUUAUGGAACUUAUGGAGGGAGGGGAUCUGUUAACUUAUUUGAGGGAUUCCAGAGGAGGUCUGCACAAUACACCUUCACUCGUCCUAAAUGAUUUACUAAAGAUGUGCCUGGACGUAUCCAAGGGAUGCAAAUAUUUAGAGGAGAUGCAUUUUGUACAUAGAGACUUAGCCUGUAGAAAUUGUUUAGUAUCAUCCGUGGAAAGCGAGCAUAGGAUAGUGAAGAUUGGCGAUUUCGGAUUGGCCAGGGAUAUUUACAAGAACGACUACUACAGAAAGGAAGGGGAAGGACUUUUACCUGUAAGGUGGAUGGCGCCAGAAUCCCUACUAGACGGCGUGUUCACCUGUCAAUCGGACGCAUGGGCUUUUGGAGUUUUACUGUGGGAAAUAAUGACGUUGGGACAACAACCGUAUCAAGCGCGAAGCAAUUUGGAGGUGCUGCAUUACGUGCGGGCAGGAGGAAGAUUGGGAAAGCCGACUGAUUGCCCAGAUAAUCUGUACAAACUGAUGCUCAAAUGUUGGGCCUUGGAGCCAGAACAGAGACCAACGUUUAAAUAUUGCCUGGAGGUGCUGGACCAUGAGCAUAGAGAGCAUCUAAGGAAUCCGGUUACUGCGGCACACUCUCAAUAUAUCAGCACCGUUCCCGAUCUAUUCGCUGGGAUCUCGAAUGCUGCAUAUUUUCUCGACGAAAAUGAAAACGGCUCAGGGGUGUCGUGGAAAGGCGAGACAGACGACGAUCCCAACAAAGAACGGACACCAUUCCUGGCAAACAAACCCCAAGAAAUUCCGAAAUACUUGGAAUUACUUUACGAACCUGAGAAUGAGAUCGCCGUGGAGAACGACGGGUACGAAGUUCCUAACAGCAUGGUGGAUCAAGAGGAGGGUGCCCUUACGCAAGCAGAUGCCCCCCAACCUAUAGAAAGUGAAUAAAAAUUACUUUAGGGGUUAAUCCAUAGCUUACAACUUCCUAUAAUUAAUAGGGUCUCGCUUAUAAUUUAUUAGAAAGAAAAAAUGCGCUUUGUACAUUUUGUCUGUAUAUAUAAAAAAAAAUGAAUUACAAUGUGAUGUUAAUUCGUAGAUUUAAGUGUUUGUUAAAGCGUUUUCAUUCGGCGAACAUAUAAUUAAGCCGAGUGGGAACUUUGUUAUUUAUUUUAUAAAUAAAUGACCAUAGUAUCUGUAAGUGUUUGUACAAAUUAUAUAAUAAACAGGUUAAAUAAUAAAUUUAAAAA